Glarea lozoyensis ATCC 20868 is the source of this 1200-nucleotide messenger RNA. RefSeq names its product Acid protease. The record is from RefSeq and is a predicted model, not a curated record. Gene Ontology annotation, cellular component: fungal-type vacuole. Bases 1 to 1200 code for a protein of 399 amino acids. Gene Ontology annotation, molecular function: aspartic-type endopeptidase activity. Gene Ontology annotation, biological process: proteolysis. Lineage: Eukaryota; Fungi; Ascomycota; Leotiomycetes; Helotiales; Helotiaceae. The transcript is spliced from 3 exons.
AUGAAGGGCGCACUAAUCGCCGCAGCUUCGCUGCUUGGCUCUGUGAGCGCCGGCAUACACAAGAUGCCGUUGAAGAAGAUCUCCCUCUCGGAGCAACUGGCUGGCGCCAACAUUGAUACUCAUGUCAAGCACUUGGGCCAAAAGUAUAUGGGUAUCAGACCUGAAGCCCAUGAACAAGAGAUGUUCAAGGACAGCUCCUUGCACACUGAGAAGGGAGCUCACCCAGUCCCUGUCAGCAACUUCUUAAACGCCCAGUAUUUCUCUGAGAUUACCAUCGGUACGCCACCACAAUCCUUCAAAGUCGUUCUCGAUACCGGAAGCUCCAACUUGUGGGUGCCAUCCUCGGAGUGCGGCUCAAUUGCCUGCUAUCUCCACACCAAGUACGACUCAUCCUCGUCCUCUACAUACAAGAAGAACGGUUCGGAUUUCGAGAUCAGAUAUGGCUCUGGAAGCCUGAGCGGUUUCGUCUCCCAAGACACCAUGACUAUUGGCGACCUCAAGAUCAAGGACCAGAUCUUUGCUGAGGCAACCGAAGAGCCAGGUCUUGCGUUUGCAUUCGGUCGAUUCGACGGUAUCCUUGGUCUUGGAUUUGAUACCAUCUCGGUCAACAAGAUCGUCCCUCCAUUUUACAGCAUGAUCAAUCAAGGCCUUCUGGAUGAACCUGUUUUCGCAUUCUACCUUGGCGACACCAACAACGGAGAGGAAUCCGAAGCUACCUUUGGAGGUGUCAACGAGGAUCACUACACUGGUAAAAUGACGACCAUUCCAUUGAGACGAAAGGCAUAUUGGGAGGUCGAUCUUGAUGCCAUUACCUUCGGUGAUGCCACUGCUGAACUUGAAAACACUGGUGUCAUACUUGACACUGGAACCUCCCUAAUUGCUCUCCCAAGCACCCUUGCGGAACUGUUAAACAAGGAGAUGGGUGCUAAGAAGGGAUACAAUGGCCAAUACACCGUCGAAUGUGAAAAGCGUGACAGUCUCCCAGACAUGUCCUUCAAUCUCAGCGGUUAUAACUUCACAAUUACUCCAUACGACUACAUUCUUGAGGUCCAAGGAUCUUGCAUUUCCAGUUUCAUGGGAAUGGACUUCCCGGAACCCGUAGGACCUCUCGCGAUCUUGGGUGAUGCUUUCCUCCGAAAAUGGUAUUCCGUCUACGAUCUCGGUAAGGGCACUGUUGGCCUCGCAGCCAGCAAAGCCUAA